Striga asiatica is the source of this 1230-nucleotide messenger RNA. The record is from the annotation of a GenBank genome assembly. Lineage: Eukaryota; Viridiplantae; Streptophyta; Magnoliopsida; Lamiales; Orobanchaceae.
AUGACAAGGCGGCUGAGCAAAGGGCAGCCUGACGUUAUCUUCUCGACAGUCCCAUCAUCAUCAACUUGGACCUCUUCGAGGACGUUUGAACCGCACGCCCUCUACCGGGCUCAGCUUGCAAUAGCACAGGUUUCUUCGAGGGACUCGGCUAAGAAGACUGCCCUCGGCAACUUGCGGCUGAGUAAAGGGCAGCCCAACAUUAUCAUCUCGAAAGUGCCGUCAUCAACUUGGACGUGUUCGAGAGUGAGUGUGCGCAGACGUUUGAACGGCACGCUCCUGACCGGGCUCAGCUUGAUGAUAUUGCGCAGGUGUAGUUCUUCGAGGGACUCGGCGGUUAUCAUCGGGAGCCAUUUGUUAAGAAGGGAGAUGACCGGUGGUGAGAGAGGAGUGGAUAAGUGGAGAUGGAGUUUGUGUAUGGAUAGUGUCGAGGUUGGGGCGAGUUGUUGGUCCUUUGUGGCGCCAUGGUCUGGAGAGGAGAGAGAGAACGUGGUGACAUUCGGGACAUCAAUUUCGAUGCUACACCCUUCGAUCCUCUUGGAACCAAACAAUUCAAAGUACUUGAGCCCAGACGGUGGCACUUCGCUCAGCCUAACGUUUCUCAACCCCCAACAUCUUUUAAUGACCAAGCGCCUGAGCAAAGGGCAGCCUAACAUUAUCGUCUCGAAAGUGACGCCAUCAACUUGGACCUGUUUGAGAGUGAAUGUGCGCAGACCUUUAAACCGCACGCUCUUGACCGGGCUCACCCUACAUUUGCACAGGUGUAGUUCUUCAAGGGACUCGGCUAAGAAGACUGCCGAGGGGAGAAGAAUGUGCUUUGGCGGUGGCACCAUCUCCAUGAGCGUCAUUGCCCUCGAUACGGACCCUCUCGAGACUCGGGAUAUCUAUUUUGAUGCUACGACCUUUGAUGCCCUUAAAAUUCUUAAAUACAAAGUAGUUGAGCCCACGCGGUGCCACCUCCUUAGUCUAACGCGCCUGAGCAAAGGGCAUCCCAACGUUUUCGUCUCGAAAGUCCCGCCAUCAACAUCGACCCAUUCGAGGGUGAGCGUGCGCAGACUUUUGAACAGCACGCUCUCGACUGGGCUCAGCGUGCAUUUUCUUAGCUGUAGUUCUUGGAGGGUGAGCGUGCGCAGACUUUUGAACAGCACGCUCUCGACUGGGCUCAGCGUGCAUUUUCUAAGGUGUAGUUCUUCGAGGGACUCGGCUAACAACACUGCCGAGGGGAGGUCGUGA